AUGUCGGCUGCGCCCGGCCUCCUGCACCAGGAGCUGUCUUGCCCGCUGUGCCUGCAGCUGUUCGACGCGCCCGUGACGGCCGAGUGCGGCCACAGCUUCUGCCGCGCCUGCCUGGGUCGCGUGGCCGGGGAGCCCGCGGAGGACGGCACCGUGCUCUGCCCGAGCUGUCAGGCCCCCACGCGGCCGCAGGCGCUCAGCACCAACCUGCAGCUGGCGCGCCUGGUGGAGGGGCUGGCGCAGGUGCCGCAGGGCCACUGCGAGGAGCACCUGGACCCGCUCAGCAUCUACUGCGAGCAGGACCGCACGCUCGUGUGCGGCGUGUGCGCCUCGCUCGGCUCGCACCGCGGCCACCGCCUGCUGCCGGCCGCCGAGGCCCAUGCGCGCCUCAAGACACAGCUCCCGCAGCAGAAACUGCAGCUGCAGGAGGCAUGCAUGCGCAAGGAGAAAAGCCGGUCUGUGCUGGAGCAUCAGCUGAUGGAGGUGGAGGAGACUGUGCGUCGUUUCCGGGGGGCCGUGGGGGAGCAGCUGGGCAAGAUGCGGGUGUUCCUGGCAGCACUGGAGUCCUCCCUGGAGAGCGAGGCCGAGCGUGUGCGGGAUGAGGCGGGGGUGGCCCUCCGGCGGGAGGUGGCGGGCCUGGGCUCUUACCUGGAGCAGCUGCGGCAGAUGGAGAAGGUGCUGGAAGAGGUGGCCGACAAGCCGCAGACCGAGUUUCUCAUGAAAUACUGCCUGGUGACCAGCAGGCUGCAGAAGAUCCUGGGAGAGUCACCACCACCUGCACGCCUGGACAUCCAGCUGCCCGUCAUCUCAGAUGACUUCAAAUUCCAGGUGUGGAGGAAGAUGUUCCGGGCUCUGAUGCCAGCGCUGGAGGAGCUAACUUUUGACCCGAGUUCCGCGCACCCGAGCCUGGUGCUGUCGCCGUCUGGUCGCCGCGUGGAGUGCUCAGAGCAGAAGGCGCCGCCCGCGGGGGAGGACCCGCGCCAGUUCGACAAGGCGGUGGCGGUGGUGGCGCACCAGCUGCUCUCCGAAGGCGAGCACUACUGGGAAGUGGAAGUGGGCGACAAGCCGCGCUGGGCCCUCGGUGUGAUCGCGGCCGAGGCCUGUCGCCGCGGCCGGCUGCACGCCGUGCCCUCGCAGGGCCUCUGGCUGCUCGGGUUGCGCGACGGCAAGAUCCUGGAGGCGCACGUCGAGGCCAAGGAGCCGGGCGCACUGCGCGCCCCGGAGACGCGGCCGUCGCGCAUCGGGCUCUACCUCAGCUUUGCUGACGGUGUCCUCGCCUUCUACGACGCCAGCGAUGCCGACGCCCUGGCGCUGCUGUUUGCCUUCCGCGAGCGCCUGCCCGGGCCCGUGUACCCCUUCUUCGACGUGUGCUGGCAUGACAAGGGCAAAAACGCACAGCCUCUGCUGCUCGUGGGGCAAGAUGGCUAG
Messenger RNA from Choloepus didactylus (southern two-toed sloth), 1425 nucleotides. It is a transcript of the gene TRIM72, whose product is annotated as tripartite motif containing 72. Gene Ontology annotation, molecular function: protein binding; zinc ion binding. The transcript has 6 exons. The record is from RefSeq and is a predicted model, not a curated record. NCBI's taxonomy places the organism in Eukaryota, Metazoa, Chordata, Mammalia, Pilosa, Megalonychidae. Bases 1 to 1425 code for a protein of 474 amino acids.